Molecule: messenger RNA, 3592 nt
Organism: Amyelois transitella
Lineage: Eukaryota; Metazoa; Arthropoda; Insecta; Lepidoptera; Pyralidae
Exons: 3
Coding region: 1162-3321 (719 amino acids)
Source: RefSeq, a predicted model, not a curated record
ACUUUAGAGCACCAUGAAAAUACAUACGUACAUUACAGAACAAACAUAAUGACAUGGCCCUAUAAAACAUAUCCUAUCAUUGGUUCCUUUUAAACGUAAAAAAUAAAACUUCCUAAAAAUUAAUCUAAGGAGUAGGCGUGAAAGCUGGUGAUAAGUAUCUAAAGGAUUUCUUUUCUUUAUUUAAGAUCCUAACGAUUGAUAACUAAAGCGUUUUCCCUAUCCUACUUCUACGACAUUGUAACGAAGAGCUCACAUUACAUUUAUGGCUUGUAGUAGUCAAUGAACUAAAAGUGGUUACUACCUACAUAGCCAGCACUCGCACAAAUACAGUCGAAGCGAUUAAUACGUAGAAUUACAUUGGAAAAUGAAUUUAUCUCUAAGUCGUAUCGUAAGUCACACUAUCUCCAAAGCUUCGGUCAUUUCAUUUCACAUACGUAUCCGAGAAGUGGUGAGCAGGUAUCAUGCAUGGCAGGUGAUACAAAACAAUGAGGGUACAGCAGUCGAACCAUAUAAGUGAACCUAUUCCAUAGGUAAAAGAACUGUUUGUUUGAAGCAAUAAGAAAGGAAAAUCUUAAUUUCUAUUUUUUUAUACGUAUUUUCUAUGUAGCGAAGCCAUCCAAGCAAAAUCAAGAAACAAAAGUUUGUUUAAUCAAAACUGACUCUACUUUUAGGCAACCGUUUGUUAACUUAAUCUGGUAUCUAGACCAGAUUAAGUUCACACACACAUUCAUAUUAUCCAGGUCAUGUAGGUACUGUACAGGUUUUUGCAGUAGGUUUGCCUUAUCUACCCCUUUGUCAAGGGGGAUAAAAUCACUGUUUUUCUAAAGCACCAGAAAUCCGACAAUCAAUCCGGGUGUGUUGCCAAUGAUGAUGUGUACUGUUAUUCUUCCUGACGUUAUUUCCAGUUACAUCAGGUUUUUACAAUAACCGAUUUCCUUCUUCGCAGCCACUGUAGGGAAUGUUCCUUCGUCUAUUACCUUAGUAACCUUUUUCGAAUUCCAUGGAAAGUAGAUAGAGUAGACUUAUUCUAAAGCGGAAACCACCCGGCACCCGGUACAUGUUCUUAUUUACGUUUCAAGUAAUAAAUAUGAGGGGAAGUAAAUACGAUGAUACUAUUUCUGCAAUCUCCAUAUUGUGUUCGUAUGGCAAGGAGCGUGCGCUAUGGAGGGCCCCCGGUCACCGGUCACCGACAGACGUAUCACAGACGUUGAGCAGGAAACGCGCCCACCGACCCGCCGCUGCUCAGCUCUGUGCGUGACUCGUGACAAACGUGCGGAUAAUAUGGAAAUUAUUUGGAUAAAAUUUUGCAUGCUGCUAGCGCUGUUGAGCAGACAAUCCGCAGUAGCAAACAUAGAGUCCCGUUUGCUUGACACAUCAGCUAACGAGUCGUAUGAAGCAGAUAGAAGAAACCUUAGUAGUAUAGUCUCUAUAUUUUCCCCACGUAUGGAUUUCGACCAGUGGAAACCGUUAACAGGUCGUGGAGAUCCGCUCCGUCAGGACCCCACAUACGAUUACGAGCCACCGCUCCUCGAGCGGGUCCACUACUGGCUGGAUGAUACGAGAAAUGACCGCGAACAUUUUCCAGAAAGAAAGUCAGAAGUUCUCAUGCUUGGUGUCUCUUCACGCCGUCCUAGUCUCGGAUCUCGAAUGCCUCCUUUAAUUCCUAGGAGACAGCCGAGACCGCCGCCACCAGUUAAAUAUGAAGAUUUCGCUUACAAAAUCAGUGACGGUUUUCCCAUGACAAUACUUGUUCCUCCACCACCGCCUCCUCCACUUAAUGUUCCACAGCAUUUUUCAAGACCCGAAGAAAAAAUACCAGCACAAGGCCGUCCAGCUUUGCCCACAACGCCUACCCUAUAUUCUACUAAAGUUACACCAGUUGAAGAACAUAUUACUCCAUCUUACGCUUUUCAGGAGGCCAACUUAAUAUAUCAAUCUUCUUCAACAAAUAUAAACAAUUGGAUUUUAGACCUACAAAAUAGUACGACUCCAAUCCCGAACAGAGUUAGCAGCGAUUAUUCUGGUUGGGGACCUACAACCCUUAUCGAAGACAAUGAUAAUAUCAUUAUAAAUGAAACUCAUAAUUUCAUAUCGAAUGAUUACCCAAAACCUGAUCAACCAUAUACUUUUUAUAGGCCAAUGCUAUCAGAAGCACCACCACCACCUCAACUUACAGUCAUGCCAUUCGUUCCAACAGCUGCUCCUACUUUCUUACCCACUACUCCACCAGAUACAGAUUACACAUACAUGACUAAUAACACAAAGCCUAUAUGGCCGAAUGAAGAAUUAGCAAACGCGACGUCUAUAGACUUACAAAAAUAUUAUGAUGAGCCAACAACACAAAAAUUGACGACGUAUUCUCCCGAAAUAGUUACCGAAACUGCUACUUAUGCAAAACCUGAAACGACUGUUUUUGAUAUGUUAAGUUCAAUGAUGUCUAUGCCUUUAGUAGAUGGGCCGGACAGACCUGAAGAUAAUCUUUAUGGGCAUGCUUCUGAACAUUUACAAGUUUUUAAAAAACAGCCUACUGAAAACAGCCUUUACAUAGAAACUAUGCAGACUAUGCAACCACCACCACCAGUUAAAAUUUCAGAAAGUACUGCUGCAUCGCAUCAAAAUAAUUUAUACCGAUUAAAAAAACCAAGUGUCCAUACACACGAUCCUUAUUUACAUAUGAGAUUUACAACUCCAAUGCCAGCAACCACAUUAACAGAUUUGUCAUCCACUGUUGAAUCCACUACACCUUCUACUCCAAUGUAUUUAAUAAUACAAGGGCAUUCAAAAGUAAAAACAUACAGUUCUAAACCUGACAUAGAAUAUAACAAAAAGAACAUUAUAAGUAACGAAAUCCCCAAGCUCAAUAGAACCAACGAAGUAAAACACCUCCAUACAGCAAAAGAACAUUAUAAAAGUGAUACAAAGAGAAAAAGUAAAUCUCAUUCUGAUUUAAAAACCUUAAUCGAAAAAGGUCUUGGUUCAAUUGAAAUACAGGAAACCGACUUGGGCAUUAAAUAUGAUGUUAGUGAUGGUAGUAAUGUACCUAUUGAAGUCUAUAAACAGGGCAUUGUAGAAAAUGAUGAAAAUGCAUAUUCUUCCAAAAACAAAGUUAUUUUAGAAAACCGUGAAAAAAGACAAAUCGACUUGGAAGAUCUUAUACCUUUUGAUGAAGAUACUAUAGAAGAGUACGUUUAUAAUUUUCUGAAUAGUAAAAAGAAUUCAACGGGUAUUACUGGAUUAUUAGCACAAGCAGUAACAAGCGAUGCGGCUGGAGUUGUGGACGAACUAGAAGACGAUGAUAACGAGAGUGACGAAGAAAGAUGAAUAAAAAAUGUUCAUAACUCAUUAGUGAAAAUUUAUUUAUAUUUAAAUAGUAAUUUGCAAGUUUCAUAUUGUCAAAAAUGGCAAAACUUUGGAGCAUUUUUCAUUACCUGUUAAUGCAAUAGUAAUUUUGCUUUCUACAGGAUAAUGGCUAAAUAAUAUUGCAACUAAAAUAUUGCGAAAAAAUUACAAGCAAAAAAAUUCAAUUGUACGUAAAUGUAAUUAUACUCGAAUUAAAUGUAGAAUGGAAUCUACUAUUAGCUAAGUGUUUAUG